Piliocolobus tephrosceles (Ugandan red Colobus) is the source of this 900-nucleotide messenger RNA. RefSeq names its product fibrinogen silencer-binding protein. The transcript has 2 exons. The record is from RefSeq and is a predicted model, not a curated record. Gene Ontology annotation, cellular component: nucleus. Lineage: Eukaryota; Metazoa; Chordata; Mammalia; Primates; Cercopithecidae. The coding region runs from base 1 to 900 and encodes 299 amino acids.
AUGGUAGGAAAGGCUAGAUCUUCCAAUUUUACCUUAUCCGAAAAGCUUGAUUUGCUAAAGCUUGUGAAGCCAUAUGUGAAAAUUCUCGAAGAACACACUAAUAAACAUUCAGUAAUAGUGGAAAAGAAUAGAUGUUGGGAUAUCAUAGCAGUUAACUAUAAUGCAAUUGGAGUAGACCGCCCUCCUCGAACAGCACAGGGCCUACGCACCCUUUACAAAAGGCUCAAAGAAUAUGCCAAACAGGAGCUAUUGCAGCAAAAAGAUACCCAAUCAGAUUUUAAAAGCAAUAUUUCUGAGCCAACCAAGAAAGUUAUGGAGAUGAUUCCCCAGAUUUCCAGUUUUUGCCUGGUAAGAGACAGGAACCACAUACAAAGUGCAAACUUGGAUGAGGAGGCACAGGCUGGUACCAGUUCACUACAGGUAAUGUUGGAUCACCAUCCUGUUGCUAUUACAGUGGAGGUGAAGCAAGAAGAAGACAUUAAACCACCUCCUCCACUGGUUUUAAAUUCUCAACAGAGUGAUACUUUAGAGCAAAGAGAAGAACAUGAAUUAGUACAUGUUAUGGAAAGAUCCUUGUCGCCUUCACUUUCCUCUGUUGAUAUGAGAAUGACAUCGUCUCCAUCUUCUAUUCCAAGGAGAGAUGAUUUUUUUCGGCAUGAGAGUGGUGAACACUUUAGGUCACUAUUAGGGUAUGAUCCUCAGAUCCUGCAAAUGUUGAAAGAGGAGCAUCAGAUAAUUUUAGAAAAUCAAAAAAAUUUUGGAUUGUAUGUUCAGGAGAAGAGGGAUGGAUUGAAAAGAAGGCAGCAGCUAGAGGAAGAGCUACUAAGAGCAAAAAUUGAAGUGGAGAAGCUGAAAGCAAUUCGCUUACGGCAUGAUCUACCUGAAUAUAACAGUCUUUAA